AUGCUAGAAGAAGGGGUCAUGUGUGCAAGCAGCCCCUAUGCUGUGUUCUUCCGCAGGUCCCUGUGCCCGGCCCAGCCUGUGUUCACCCAGGAGGCUCUCGGCAAGUCCCAAGCCUCUAGUGGGCCUCUAGUGGCUGAGCUCUGGAUGCGACAGAAGAGUCCCCGAAGACUCUUCAUCCCCAGUCCUUCAGUCUCCCUUGGAGCCUCCCAUUGGCUGGUCAACAAUCAGAGGGCAAGGAACCUGGGUGAUGUAGUCCUUACAGCUGCCCCCUGCCAGAAGGGGAGUCAGGCUGAGGCCACCCCGGCUGCAAACCUCUCCUUCUCUGCCUACGACGGACACUCCUCACCAGUGGCGGCCGCCUGGCCAUCAGCCACCUGGCUGCAUGCCGACCGCCCUGUGGACAGCCUCAUCACUGUAAUUUAUUUUGCAGAAAAUGAAAAGGGACAAUAUAUAUCUCCAUUUCAUGAUAUUCCAAUUUAUGCAGAUAAGGAUGUGUUCAACAUGGUAGUUGAAGUACCACGCUGGUCUAAUGCAAAAAUGGAGAUUGCUACAAAGGACCCUUUAAACCCAAUUAAACAAGAUGUGAAAAAAGGGAAACUCCGUUAUGUUGCAAAUGUGUUCCCUUAUAAAGGAUAUAUCUGGAACUAUGGCGCCAUCCCUCAGACUUGGGAAGACCCUGGACACAAUGACAAACACACUGGUUGUUGUGGCGACAAUGACCCAAUUGAUGUCUGUGAAAUUGGAAGCAAGAUUAGUUCUGUAUUAGAUAUUAAUGAUGUCAAGCGGCUGAAACCUGGCUACCUGGAAGCUACUGUGGACUGGUUCAGAAGGUACAAGGUUCCUGAUGGAAAACCAGAGAACCAGUUUUCUUUCAAUGCGGAAUUUAAAGAUAAGGAUUUUGCAACUGCCAUUAUUAAAAGCACUCAUGACUAUUGGAGAGCAUUAGUGACAAAGAAAACUGAUGGACAANUAUUUAAUAGCAUGAAUACCACAGUGUCUGAGAGCCCCUUCAAGUGUGAUCCCGAUGCUGCCAAAGCCAUUGUGGAUGCUUUACCACCACCAUGUGAAUCUGCCUGCACAAUACCUGCAGAUGUGGAUAAAUGGUUCCAUCACCAGAAAAACUAAGGAAAUUUCUCUGGAAUACAAGCUGAUAUUACUGCAUCAUACUCAUCUGGAAGUAUUAGAUGCAAAAGUAGUGGCUUUUCUAAGCUUUAAAUUUAUAGAACUAAUCUAACUAACAAAGGAAAUUCUGCUGUGACCAAUCCAAUAUAUUUAGUGUGUUAUCCAUAUGAAAGCAUUUUUCAUCUCAGCUAAGGUAACUUUUAGCACAUGCUUAAAUAUCAAAGCAGUUAUUGGAAUUUGGAAGUCAUUUGUGAAUAAAUGUGCGAGAUAUUGGAUGUAUAUGUUUACUAUGUGUUAGAAAAUAAAAUUAUUUUGCUGAAA
Molecule: messenger RNA, 1443 nt
Organism: Myotis davidii
Lineage: Eukaryota; Metazoa; Chordata; Mammalia; Chiroptera; Vespertilionidae
Gene: PPA1
Product: pyrophosphatase (inorganic) 1
Exons: 15
Coding region: 1-1125 (374 amino acids)
Biological process (GO): phosphate-containing compound metabolic process
Cellular component (GO): extracellular exosome; cytoplasm
Molecular function (GO): magnesium ion binding; inorganic diphosphate phosphatase activity
Source: RefSeq, a predicted model, not a curated record